AUGGCCAACCCUCGCAAUCCACCCCCGACCGCUCCUUCCUCACGCCCUGCACUUCCUGCCAAACCAGCUCUGUCUCGGGUGCCUCAUACCCCUCGUCUCGCUCAAGACUCAGCUUCGACAUCGGCACCGCCAUUCCGCCCCAAAUUGCAAGAAUCAGACUUCCGGCCCAAACUAAACAACCACAAACCCACUCCCUCACCGCAACCUACAUCGCGUCCGACGGCGCAGGUCGCCUCUUCGCAUGUCACACCGCACUCGUUGACUGGAAAGACGCGAGCUGGCCAGAUCAUAAACUCUACCCCGACGUCGCAAUCCCCCAACGACGAUACUCCAAGUCAUGCAAGAAAGAGACCUCUUAUGAUCUCUCCCACAAACAGCGAGCCUGCUGUACGUCGACCGCAGUUGGCCGCCUCCAGUAGAGCAAAGAGCGUGGUAGGCUCUGUAAGACCUGCAAAUGGCAACACCACCCGCCCAACCACAACAAGCAGACCUGCCCCGACGGUGAGAGGCUUCGUCAAGACCCCAGACACGGCAACAAGGUCAAUUAAUUCGACUCUCCAACCACAUGUCUCGCCUCAUCCACACAUCUCACCGCUUCCAUCUUCUCGUCCUACUUCGGCAAAGACAGAAAAGGACUCGAGUCCUAUGUUCUUCCAUGCCAGUGACGCAAAACAACAACCCCCGUCACAGCCACCUGCUCAGAUACACGCUCCUAAGCUGAGGAAGACGCCCUCGUUCUUGUACGCCAACGGUCAACACUCAACCCUUGAGCCAAAGCCGCUCUCCCAUCGAAGCUCUUCUCCAGUAUUGUCUAAUGUCUCGUCCGCCACCGACUCACGCUCUCCUCAUUUCUUGGUCCAAUCACCUGUGCCUUCAGACUCGUCCCACACGCCGACGAUAGUCUCACCACCUCUUAGUGCUGUUUCCUCCGCCUCCAAUUACUUCACUAGUCCAAACUCUCCUCCGAAAAAUAAUAUACACUUGUCUUACAGAAAAGGCGCUUCUCAGAUCUUUGCUCUCGGAGGUCCUCCUUUACCUUUUCAUCCAGCUCAGCCUACCCAGCAGCGAAAGACUAGUUCUGCUUCACUGCGCGGCUCUCACCUUAGGACUACCAGUCUGUCGUCGAUUGACAUAGGCACUCCUGAUCAUGUUCGCCGUCAAUCUCACCCUAUCCCUGCAAUCGCGGAGCCUGGCAUCGAAGAUGAUACACUUGACUCGCCGACACCCUUACCACAAGACGGGAAUGACGACCCCAUCGAGGCUGUCUCUGAUGCUUCUCCGAACCCCGGCAUCAUGCCUCUCGAUCCGUACGCCGAAGCACGUCGUGAGCGGAAAGUCCUCGACCUCGAAAUCUCAAACUCUUCCUUAUUAGCAAUCAACAAAUCCCUGGAACGUGAGCUCAGGAAGCAGAAAGCAGAGCUGAAACGUUUCCGUCGUCUGAGCAGAGCGGGCCAGUUUACUGUUCCUCAAAGGUCUAGCGAUAAUGAAGAAGACCUGUCGACACUGGACGAAGAAGCCGACUUACCUGACUUUGACGAUGAUGAUGAAGGUGCUCGUCCCUCGAGUCCGUUCCACUCACAGCCCGAAGAGGACUUCUCGGAUGACGAUUCGACAAACUCUUCAGCUGUGCCACUCUCUCCAGGCGCUCAAGCCGAUCGCGAUGCUGCACAGCGUGCUGAGGAUGAAAGUCGAUUACGACUCGACCUUAGCAGACAUCGGGAGUUGCUUCUCGAUACCCAACGCAUGAACCAGUCGUUGCAACGUUGUCUUUACUGGACAGAAGGUCUGAUCAAGGACGGAAGAAAAGCCCUUGACUACCAAGUUGCAUCCUCAGAAGUCAAGCUCGGUGGCCGCAUCCUCUCGGGUGAUGAUGUGGAUGACACGUCGUCUCAUGUCGACUAUGCUGAGAGCAUUCAAAGUCUUGAUGAGCAGCCCGGUGCUUUACCUGAUUUCGGUGAGCCUGACAGACGAAGCGUCGGCAGCGAGAUGGAUAGCGGUAUCGAUCUCAUGGGCAAACGCGGCCCACUGACGAUGGCCAGAGACAACCCUCACCACUCUCGACUCUCACAACCUUGA
Molecule: messenger RNA, 2076 nt
Organism: Aureobasidium pullulans EXF-150
Lineage: Eukaryota; Fungi; Ascomycota; Dothideomycetes; Dothideales; Saccotheciaceae
Exons: 1
Coding region: 1-2076 (691 amino acids)
Source: RefSeq, a predicted model, not a curated record